CUGUUUUUAUGCUUGUCCUAAGAUCUUUUAAGGGGUGGGGUGGUGGGGGUGGUGGGGAAGAGGUAGCCACUAUAUAAAAGAAGCUGCCCUGAGAUUUUAAACCUUUAUACAAAAACUUCCUAGUUGUGUUCCUGACGGGAGUGUUGGGGAACCUAGUCCUCAUGAGUGCAUUGCGUUUCAAACGGGGCAGCCGAAGACUGAUCGACAUCUUCAUCAUCAACCUGGCUGUGUCUGACUUCGUUUUCCUUGUCACGUUGCCUCUCUGGGUGGAUAAAGAAGCAUCUUUAGGACUGUGGAGGACAGGCUCUUUCCUGUGCAAAGGCAGCUCCUACAUGAUCUCAGUCAACAUGCACUGCAAUGUCUUCUUGCUCACCUGCAUGAGUGUUGACCGCUACCUGGCCAUCAUGCGCCCAGCCGUAUCCAGGAAAUUCAGGAGGAGAGACUGUGCAUAUGGAGUCUGUGCCAGUGUCUGGUUUAUCUCCUGCCUUUUGGGUUUGCCUACUCUUCUGUCCAGGGAGCUCACCCUGAUUGAUGAUAAGCCAUACUGUGCAGAGAGGAGCGCUACUCCAAUCAAACUGACUUGGGCCCUGGUGGCCUUAAUUUUUACCUUCUUUGUCCCUUUGGUGAGCAUUGUGACAUGCUAUUGUUGCAUCACAAGGAAGCUGUAUGCCCAUUACCAACAGUCGGGAAAACAUAACAAAAAGCUGAGGAAAUCCAUAAAGAUCAUCUUUAUUGUCGUGGCAGCCUUUGUCUUCUCCUGGCUGCCCUUCAAUACUUUCAAGCUCCUGGCCAUUGUCUCUGGGUUGCAGCAGGAAGUCUACUUUUCCUCAUCUUUUAUCCAGCUAGGCAUGGAGGUGACUGGGCCUUUGGCAUUUGCCAACAGCUGUGUCAACCCUUUCAUUUACUAUAUCUUUGACAGUUACAUCCGCCGGGCUAUCUUGCACUGCUUGUUCCCUUGCCUGAAGAACUAUGACUUUGGGAGCAGCACUGAGACAUCAGAUAGUCACCUCCCCAAGGCUCUCUCCAACUUCAUUCAUGUGGAAGAUUCGGCCAGAAGGAGGAAGAGGUCUGUGUCACUCUAAAAGUCACGGUGACAUUUCAAGCUCUGUUAGUAGAUUGGAGACUUAAUUUGUGUCAGCGAUAAAGAAGGAAAAAAAGUAUUGCUGUUGGUAUUCAUAUUCACAUCGCUUCAGGAAUACAAGGAAGAGUUUAUUUUUAAAGAGAUGAGUGAAAAGUCCCUGUGUUCAUGGCUAUAAUUAAAUCAUAUGCUGUCUUUUUUGUUUUGUUUUGUUUUCCUUUUUUUGUUUUUUGGGUUUUUUUUUUUUUUUUUUUUUUUCUUUUAGCUGAAUGGCCUUCUUUAACUCUGGUCAAUCUAGUUUACCCGGCAAAAUACGACUCCUGUAGACCUUGAACUCUGACAUAAAGGCCGGCUUGGAUCAAUUCCUUUCUUCAUGAUUGUUUAUGUACAUUCAGGCCUUUUCCUCUCUCAAGAACAAUGGUACCUUGACCCACACCGCCCUUCAUAAUGGGCUUCAAUUGGACUACAUCUAAAGGAUUCUGCCCACUUUCAUCUGGUGAGAAAUGUGUUAACAAUACAGGUAGCAAAAAAUAUACGUGUGCCCUUUAGUUAAUUAUUACUGAGUAACAAAGCGAGAGUCUGGCCUUAAUCUUUAAAACUUUGUAUGGCGAUUCUUUACUGCCUUCCAAUGUUAUCUUUCACCCUAAGCCAUUCGCAAUAACUGGACUGUCAGAAAAUUCAUGGGGAUAAAAUCAUUCUGUAUUGUAUUUAUGAUUUAGGACUUCCUUUAUCACCUGGUCUUCUAGAGUAUUUUAACAAGAGAGCACAGGGCAAAGUUUGACCUUUAUUUUCCUUAUAAGAUAUAUUGGUAAAAAUGUAUCUCAUUAUAAUGGCAUAGUAACUACUUUUCAAGAGGGUUUUACUAUGCUCUUUUGUUUUCAUUGACUUCAUACAUUAGGAUAUGACUUUGUUUUAAUUACAUGUUUUUAAUUACUAGUUAUUGAGUUAUCAAAUGAAAUGUAACUACUAAUAUAAUUGGAGGUCCUCAAAUGCUUAGCUACAUCACCAUGUGUAUUAUCAUUUUACAUUUUAAUUAAAAUGUUAGUGCUACACAUUUUCUAUAGCAUCAUUUGCUUGGUGUAUAUAAUUUCAAGACUUGAUUCAGUAAUACAGGAAGACAGUAUGCUCUGUAUUUAGCUAAAGUGAAAAAUACAAAAUGAAGAUAUUACUGAUAUUUUAUAUACAUUUUUCCAAACCCAGAGACUUUGCUGAAUUCUUUCACCCAAUAAAAAUGUAUUAAGUCUACUUGCACGUAUAUUCCUUUUAAAGACUUUGAAGUGAAAAACAUGUAAUUAGCAGCAACCACAAAAGGCUUUUGCUACAGAAAACAUACUAUUGUAAAUAUCUUUUGAUUCAAGAGAAAGUGGGUUAUGUGUUGACCCUCAGUGUUGACACAAAUGAAUUACUAUUUUACUUCUAAAUAUUAGGUUUGAAAAUCAGAGAAAGCUUAGAAUCUUUUCAGAGACUAGGCAAUUCAAGCUCACCCCAUGUAUCUUUCACAUUAAAAGAAAUCUCAAAUAUUUGGCAUACCAUAAUCUAUUUAGAAGUUGAAAAUACAAUGUUAUGCUUUAUAAAUUGGUUAAUUUAUUUUCUCUUAACCUUUAUUAAAUAAAAAUAUAAUUUUCUUAUUUAAGUAUU
This is a messenger RNA of Neofelis nebulosa (Clouded leopard), 2716 nucleotides long. It is a transcript of the gene GPR15, whose product is annotated as G protein-coupled receptor 15. Gene Ontology annotation, cellular component: membrane. The record is from RefSeq and is a predicted model, not a curated record. The transcript is spliced from 2 exons. The coding region runs from base 162 to 1082 and encodes 306 amino acids. Gene Ontology annotation, biological process: immune response; G protein-coupled receptor signaling pathway. Lineage: Eukaryota; Metazoa; Chordata; Mammalia; Carnivora; Felidae. Gene Ontology annotation, molecular function: G protein-coupled receptor activity.